Messenger RNA from Penicillium chermesinum, 1713 nucleotides. RefSeq lists its product as uncharacterized. The transcript is spliced from 4 exons. The record is from RefSeq and is a predicted model, not a curated record. Bases 1 to 1713 code for a protein of 570 amino acids. Lineage: Eukaryota; Fungi; Ascomycota; Eurotiomycetes; Eurotiales; Aspergillaceae.
AUGUCUUCGCUGCCCCCGGGGGAUUUAGCUCUUCCAUUUCUCCCACCGGAGAUAAUGAUGAUGAUUUGCGAGAUGCUUGCUGAGCGAGGCACACGUGAUGUAUUCAACUUCUGCAUGGCCAGCAAGUACUUCAAUGAAAUAGGCACCGCAAUCCUCUAUCGCAGGGUCUCAUUGGGCCCAUGGGUUUCAAGCAACCACUUCGAAUGGCUUAGGUCCCGGCGCCAGGAGCAUCCGGUUUGGAAAAUGUCCGGUGACCUUGCAGACCGGUUGCUGGGAUUCCCGAAUCAAACUCUACGGGCUCCCAACAUACUAGUGCGUGAACUCACGAUCACCUGUGAUCUCAAACGCAAUUUCGCGAGGGAAGUCGCGCAAGGUGGCCGCAAACAUGCAACCAGGUUGUUCGAAAGUCGCUUUGUACUUGCCAAAUUGGUCAAAUCAUUACCCAAUCUCAUGCGACUUCGAAUUGGCUUUCCACACAAUUUCGACGAUGCGCUUCUUCAAGCUCUGAACAACCACCCCGUGAAAAUCGACAUCCAUCUGCUGGAAGAACAUGGACAAAACACAGUUUGCCAGAAGAAGAACGUCACGCUUCCCUGGGUCUCCACAAUGACCAUCUAUGUUGAUCACAAUGUGAAGUUCCAUCUUCGCCUGAACCCCCUGAAGGCUCUGAUUCUGCAAUGCCCGAAUCUCAAGAGACUCUCUAUUGAUGAAAAGCUGGACUCUCUUUUCUACAAACAGCCUAUUGGCCACAUGCCCUAUGUGAUCCGACCAAAGUUCCCACCGAUCGAAUCCAUUUACAUGAACUCGGCCAAUGUCCUGGUGGACAACGCGUGGAAACCCGAAUUCCAAUUUGAUAAGCUCGUGUCUCUCUUCAUCGGACGUAGGUGUAUGGGCUGGCCGCUGGUGCUAGGCAUGGGUGCUGCCGGCAAUUUCUGGAACCUCAAGUCAUUCAGCUUCGACUACCCUGUCAGAAACAUUGCCCUGGGAGAUGGUGAUGGGCUUCACCUCUGUCUUCUAGGGAUGCCACUCCUAGAGACACUUUAUGUGAAAAAUUUCCCUUGCUCGGCUCGAUCGCUCACUCACCUCGGUUGUCUGAAAAAGCUAGGCUUACUUUACGAUGAGCCUUACAUAUGGCAACCUGUUGCAGCCGGAGCCCAACCUGGGCUAGGCGGUCACGCUUUCAGUACCUUCAUGGUCAUGCUUUCCCAUGUUCGUCAUGCUCAUGUCCCUGGUCGGCCUAUGUUCCCCACGAUAGGAACACCGACUCGGAAUGCUUUGUCCCUGGACGAGUUAGACGACCUGGAUAUGAAUUGCCCAGAUCUCCGGAUGCUCAAAUUAGAGGCCGACCGCGGAAUAAAUUCGUGGCCUUAUGCGUUUCUGGACAAGCUCGCAGCCAAAUUUCCGAAUCUAGAAUAUCUUUCCUUGCAUUUCCAACUUCGUGGGCUCUCCGGACUAAGCGUUCAGAAGCCGAUCUUGAACUACUCCUCUGCCCUCUCCAUAGGCCGUUAUUUUUUCGAGCGCAAGUGGAAUGGCAAGUUCCGCAAGCUGAUUGUGAAGACCCGGGACAAGAAGCCCUUAACCGGAGAAGAGAUCCCUUGCCGGGAGCAGAGAUCUUAUGCGUCGACGUUCGUGAUGUUGCGUCCAGCGAAGAAGGGAGGCGACCCUGUCUUCAUCCAUGUGAGAGAGAAGAAAUGGGGCCUCACACUGAUCUAA